Messenger RNA from Haliotis rufescens (red abalone), 3126 nucleotides. RefSeq names its product inhibitor of apoptosis protein-like. The record is from RefSeq and is a predicted model, not a curated record. NCBI's taxonomy places the organism in Eukaryota, Metazoa, Mollusca, Gastropoda, Lepetellida, Haliotidae. Gene Ontology annotation, molecular function: ubiquitin protein ligase activity; cysteine-type endopeptidase inhibitor activity involved in apoptotic process. The transcript has 3 exons. The coding region runs from base 539 to 1819 and encodes 426 amino acids. Gene Ontology annotation, biological process: positive regulation of protein ubiquitination; negative regulation of apoptotic process; regulation of cell cycle. Gene Ontology annotation, cellular component: nucleus; cytoplasm.
CGGGGAAAACCCAGCCUUAUUUCACCGUGGUCGGCCUUGUACGCCGCGUUAAACGAGACAUGGAUUUACGACAGGAGCAGCACACAGGCCAUUGAAUUACAACGAACCAAGUAAAAAACAUUUGAAUCGCUAACCCCACAUAUUGUGAACGGGGGAUAUCGGAAGGGGAAUUGCCGUGACUGUUGUCAGUUCGAGGAAAACUGGCAGGGGAAUUGCCGGAAAUAUCGGCAGUACCGGGAAUUCAUUCAAGGGAAUUUACCGGGUAUAUGUCCAGGGUAAAGGCAACUGAUAGUGCGUUGUACUCGUGGCUGUCCAACAGGGGAAAUUUAUCGUGAGCUGGAUAUAACGAGCGGAACGUUGACUGAUGCUGUCAUUUCAUGUACAGCACUCAACACAUCUUCAACUUAGCCCCAUCCGGAGGCGGAUAUAUCUGAUGUAUCCGAGUCUCACUGAUUGAACUCAUAAGUUAUUGGAUACGAACAACGCGUUAUAAAUUAGUUGCUACAAAUCAGGGGGGCGUGUGCUGAAUACAUCGACUAUGUUGUAUGUGUGUGAGAUGACAAGUAAAUACAGAGACUCUUCUCGAGACGUUCCGGACAGCGAGGGUGGUAGGCUGACAGUUCAAGGUCAUUCAAGUUGGAGCGAGACGGCGCGUGAUCAGGUGGGGCUGAACUCGGAACUCGCUAUGGUUGAGGGGAUGAGAGAUGAGGCGAGACGACUUAUGACGUUUACCAAUUGGCCCUCCUCGUUCCAGGAUCCGGCCAAAUUGGCAGAAGUCGGACUCUUUUACACUGGACGUUUGGACCGAGUCCAAUGCGCCUUCUGUCUGGGGGUGUUGAAGGAAUGGCAACUGGGGGAUGUCCCGCUGACCGAACAUCAGAGACACUUUCCGCAUUGCAGAUUUCUCCAGGGGGACGAUGUGGGCAAUAUUCCAGCCAGGCGAUGUGCCGCCCCACAGAUGCUCGGGGGUUCAGUACUGAGACCAGCAGUACUGGAGGUGCCAGGCUGGAACAAGGGAUGUGACACUUCCAUGAAUGAAAAUAUGUACAUCAUUCCAUCGUGUGUCCCGCCACCUUCAGACUACAUCAACAGAUUAAGACCUUCUGAUAAGGAAGCAAAGCCCAUACCUUCUUCUACAACUCAAGUGAAACGUAAUUGUUCGGAUGAGGAGACUGGGGCACCGUCUGUGUCCACUGCGGUAAGGACUUUAGACUACACAUCUGAAGCAAGUCGUCUAGCGUCGUUCAGACACUGGCCUACGGACUCUCCGAUUUCACCAGUGGAUCUGGCAAGAGCAGGUUUCUUCCAUGCCCCAACCGCGGGUAAGCCUGACCGGGUGAAAUGUGGGUACUGCCAGGGUAAGCUGUAUGCAUGGAGCUGGGGAGAGGAACCGGAGAUGGAGCAUAGGCAGUGCUUUCCCACGUGUCCCUUUCUGGGGAUGAAUGGAAGCGCGAGGAGGACGAACCAGGCAUUGACAGCAUCAAGCCCAGCAAGUUUCUUUGAAGGCAACAGACCCACGUCAGUUCCAGCUAGACUCAACCUCUCUUCCAAGAAAUCCCUGAACACGACAACACGUGACAUGGUUACAACCAAUCAAGCUGGAUUUUGUGGAUGCAUGCGCGCCAGGGGAGAUGCUGUGUUCAAACAGGACAUGGACGACCCCGAGGUGUUUAUGCUGAGCGACACUGUAACACGGGUGCUGGAGAUGGGGUUUGCCAGAGAGACGAUAGAGAGGCUUGUUAGGAACAGGAGGAAGAGCUGUGUGGACCUGGCUUCGGUGGAGAGGCUCGUGGAGGCUGUGUUGAACUACGAUGUUUAGAGUGUCGCUCGUUGGGUCAUUUGAGAGGCACAAUCUGGAAGAUAAACUGGGGUCAUUUAAGAGGCAAAAUCUGGAAGAUAAACUGGAGUCAUUUGAGAGGCAAAAUCUGGAAGAUAAACUGGGGUCAUUUUGAGAGGCAAAAUCUGGAAGAUAAACUGGGGUCCUAUUAUAUAUUUAGUUAUCUUGGUAUAUUUUUUUACAUUAAUCAUAUCCCAUGUAUACAUUAUCUGUCUCUUUAUAAUUCAACUUAGACGUCUUUUACUCCAUGAAGAGGCAUGAGUAGUCUGUCCUACAUACCCUGAAACAAAUAUAUCCAAUAGAGUCCAUGCAGGUCUAUAAAGUUUGGUUAGUCCAGAUUACUGCAGUAUUUGAAAAUGAGGAAAGUCUCUUGGCUCCUUUUUAUUAUAUUUUAUAACUAUAAUUUAGCAACUGUUUUUUUUUGUAAAUUAUGUUCAUUUCAGAGACUAGAUGUUAGUCUGAAACAAGAAAUGUUAUCUCUAAAAUACUAUGUCUUCAACUAUGGUCCAGUUACAUCCAGAGAUAUGCUUCAAUGAAAUACGAUGUGUCUUCUUAAUCCGAAGACCCAAGUAUAAUCCGAUAUAUGUCCCACAUCCAGAGAUGUGCUCAAAUGAGAUACAGUGAGACUCGAAGACCCCAGCAUCAUAAUUAUAUAUCCGAUAUAUGUCGACUUAUCCCUAGUAGGGCAACUAAAUAAGACUGAGGCUGAUGUAAAUAUUCUACCGUGGCAUGAAGUCAUAUCGACGAUAUCGAGAUAGUGUAGUUAGAAUAAACCAGAAUUUACUGUACACAAUAAUGAGAGAGUGAGUUGUUUUUUACGGCGCUUUGACCAGUACAUUAGUUUCAACAGGCAAGGUGUAAAUUGGUCAAGUUGCCCCAACACUUGUUAACUUUCAAAAGCCCGAUGCGAUGCCGGUCUUGGACGUUCACAGCUUUGGUGAAACCAGUAAGGGUAUGGCGCUCACAAACCAAGGAAUAAAUCUGGAAUUUGAACCCACAAUAAUAUGUCCAACCUAUACAUACUUUCAUGACAAGAGAGUAGUACAUUUUUGUAUUAUUUUUGUGAACACAAGGGGUGCAAUUUGUGGCUCUUGAUUCAUUUACCAGUAUUUAGUUUAAUGAACAAGACCACUUACAACCAAUACAGAGAAAAAAAUCCAUUUACCGAUCUCUGCCCUAGGAGAAUGACGAAAUAUCAAAUAUUUGUUUAUCCAACUUGUAAAAGAAAUAAUCAUGUAGAUUUAACCUGUAGCUGGAGCACAUUUCAAAAAUAAAUAUUUAUCUGAUUU